Messenger RNA from Microdochium trichocladiopsis, 815 nucleotides. RefSeq lists its product as uncharacterized. NCBI's taxonomy places the organism in Eukaryota, Fungi, Ascomycota, Sordariomycetes, Xylariales, Microdochiaceae. The coding region runs from base 183 to 584 and encodes 133 amino acids. The record is from RefSeq and is a predicted model, not a curated record. The transcript is spliced from 3 exons.
CACUCUCUGCCUGCUCAGCUGCUCCUCCUUCUCUUCCUCCUGCCUUAUAAUACCCCAAUCCGCACUCAUCCCCCGCAUCUUCUGCAGAGCUACUUCACUCCCAGCAACUCCAGUCGCAACUCGGCAGCAUCGCAAUCCCGCACCCCUCGCAAAAGAUAAUAAUAAAAACACAUCAGAUCGCCAUGUCUCGGUCCAAGGCUCCUCUCGUAAUCGGCACUACCCUUGCCGGUGGCAUCGGUUACUACCUCUACACCGCAGGCGGAGAUCCAAAGGCCGCCCAGAAGCAGGCUGAAGCCGACGCGCAUAGGGCAUCUGCAAGAAUCAAGAGCGAGCUCCCCGGCAGGGGCGACGAGUACAAGAAGGAGGCCGAGGCCACAUUGGCUCAGGCUGGCGCCAAGAUUGACAGCUAUAGCAACAAGGCUCACUCUGAGCUGCAAAAGGCUACUGGCCAAGCCGAGGCCUACGCCAAGGACGCCAAGGCCACUGCCCUCAAGAAGGUCGACCAGUUCGAUGCGACAGUCGAGAAGAAGGCUGCAGAGGCCAAGAGCGGCAUCUCGAGCUGGUUCGGCUUUGGUGGCAAGUAGGGGUAGCGCAUCUGAACUGGAGAUUGGUGGUGUUCUUAAUACAUGUAAUAUUGUAGCAGCAGUGGCUUGGAAUGGCUCUGUUCUGCGCUCCCGAAAUAACUCCAUGAAUUCACACGAUUAAUGAGAUCCUUGUUCAAUACUUGCUUCGGAAUAUUGGUCAGAAUUGAUUUGAACAUGAUGAUCUGUCUCGGUGAGCCUUCUAACUUUUCCGUGCCUUCUGAACGCCCCCAA